Molecule: messenger RNA, 2291 nt
Organism: Pseudo-nitzschia multistriata
Lineage: Eukaryota; Bacillariophyta; Bacillariophyceae; Bacillariales; Bacillariaceae
Source: the annotation of a GenBank genome assembly
AAUUAUUAGUAACACUGAAGGAACGUAGUCCGUUGUUACCUUUGCAUUGUGAAUGUUUGUCUGAAUCCUAAAUAUUAAGCACCAAACCAACACAGCUAUUUAGUCAAGUUGUUCACCUGUUGCCAUUACACCACGUUACCCGAAGGCCCUCAUAKAUUGAGGAAACAGUGCGCAGCUUCUUCUGCGGAACAAAUUACUCUUAGAUAAAAGAACCAUGUCGCCACAGAUUGACAACAAGGAGACAGGACUCCGAAAGCGGAAUAUUCACAGACAAGAAAAAAGAACUGGUAUUGGAGGCACUCCUGACACCAAAAACUCCAAAGAAUCCUCCCUAUUGAGGAGCCUUAUACCAACACCUCUGCGGCAUUGCCUAUCWGGUCAGGAGAACGAUAAGACACAAAACAYGCUGUUGAAACCUAAGCACGAAGACACGGAUGAUUCAAUGCCCCCUACSAAAUCAUGCAGUGACUUUUCCUCAUCUUCCACUUCAUUAUCCGACAAGGAAGGCGACAACAGUGAUACAUGCGGCAAAGCGUUCCCUGACGAUCGGUCGGAAUCGUGUACCCCUCUCAAUGUUAGCUACAACACGUGCACAACGGUGUCAUCUAAUUCAGAAUCAAGCAACCUAGACUCGGAUUACACCGCUCUUGAUUCUGAAUGCGAUUACGAAACAGGUGAUAACCGCUUCUCGUUCUUGACAUUCCGCCUUAGCUAUCUUUUUGUCACCCUUGUGGUAAUGCUUGCAGACGGGCUGCAAGGUAAGAUCCAUACUUUCACACGAUGCCUUAUGGAAUCACUWGCGACUUUUCUUGCAYAACAGUUUUUCUAUUUGAUUCUUAUUAAAUCUUUUCUUGAUUCUAAAUAAUAUUCCAGGUACCCAUCUUUAUGUUUUGUACGAAGGAUAUGGAUUUUCCGUUGCGUCCCUUUACUGCUUGGGAUUCAUCACUGGAGCACUUACAGCUCCCAUCACUGGUCCGYUGAUCGAUAGAUUCGGACGAAAGAAAUCGGCAUUGCUUUACUGCGCAUUGGAAGUUGGCAUCAACAUGCUCGAGCAAUUUCCCUUUUUGAGCGGUCUCAUUGUGAGCCGCGUUGUAGGUGGUAUCACGACCAACUUGCUUUCCACUGUGUUUGAGACGUGGUUGGAUACGGAGUAUCGAAACAGAGGUUUUGCGAAAGAAGACUACGAAACUCUCAUGCGAGAUUCCGUUGUAGUAAGCAAUUUGGCAGCGAUUGCCUCCGGUUACUUGGCUCAURUACUGGCAGAAUCUUUUGGCAACACCGGACCGUUUGAAGGCGCUGUGACUUGCACAGCAGUUGCAUUCGUAGUCAUUUUCUUCUUGUGGAAUGAAAACUAUGGAAAGAUUGGWCAAGAGGCCGAGGGAGACGAAAACAMCUCUAAAUCGUCGUUGACUCAGUUGAGUGAAACUCUAACAUUCAUCCGCUCAGACUCUCGAGUUCUUCGUGUGUGCAUCACUCAAGGUCUUACCCUUGGAUCCCUCCACAUUUUCAUCUUCUUGUGGUCUCCGCUGCUGAAGGAAUUCGCUGCAGGUUCAAACGGAGCGGUUUGGGGACUGGACACGCAAGGAGAACCAGCCUACGGACUGAUUUUUGGCGCCUUCAUGGCAGCCGGUGUAUUGGGUGGACUUUGCUCUUCUACRGUCAGGAAAUUUGUCACCUUYAUCUUAUCACCAUUGACCAAGGGUCAAGUCCCCGAGACUGUCACAGUUGAUGACGAAGAACCUGUUCGGGCAAUGGAUAUUGAAUUCCAAGGAGCACUUUGCUAUUUCUUUUGUGCCAUGCUGCUACUUGCUCCGUCCUUGUUGCCGGCGACCGGAGAAUACACAUUUUCGAUUGCCCUUUUCUCGUUURUCGCUUACGAAUUUUCUGUAGGGAUCUACUCGCCCUGUGAAGGAGUCAUGCGAUCGAUUUAYAUUCCACCAGAGUCUCGUGGUUCAGUCAUGACUGUGCCAAGCAUCAUCGUAAAUGUGGCUGUUGCAAUGGCUGUUGUUUCCACCGAGGCGAUCUCACGGCAAUCGGCCCUCUUCGUGAUCGCAAUGAUGAUGACGACCUGUGGUUUAUUGCAACUUUCUCUCGUUUCGAAGAAAGAAUGGGCAAGUCUAUUUGGAAGGAUCGAUCGUGUCAAACGACAGUCCAUGUCGUCCCUGCGAUCUCUCUCUUCGUUUGGGGAUGACAUGUCCUGGACUUCAGCUCUUAGACGAGAKAAGGUUGAGUAAGGCAAGRCRAAGAAGACCGGAUGGCCUUARUAACCAGAACAAAACGCACACAUGUUG